CCAAGCUCUCACUUAUUCCAAUCCUUAUAUUUCUCAUUCUAUUCCAACUCACCCAGGUCGACUGUUGCUUCCACAGACUGAGACUUACGCAACAUAUCCAAAAUGACGAACCAGAUCCGUACCCUUUCCCCCUCCACGAACAAGGUCAUCUUCGAGCACCCCGGUACCUCUCUCGAAGAAGCCCAGAAAAUCGUCCAAGCUUCCCAGAAUGCAUUGCUCACAUACAAGAAGACGACCCUCGCGCAACGGAAGGAGAUCGUCGUGAAGGCGCUGGAUCUCAUCGUUGCAGACAGAGACACCCUGGCCGCCGAACUGACGACGCAAAUGGGCCGCCCGAUCGCCUACACCGGCAAGGAGAUCGAUACCUUCCGCAAGCGCGCCGAAUACCUGCUCAACAUCGCCGAAGAGAGCCUGAAGAACCUCCCCGGCACCCCCGAGAGCGGAUUUCGGCGAUUCAUUAAGAAGGAACCCGUUGGUCCUGUUCUGAUCUCGACCGCCUGGAAUUACCCGUACCUCAUCACCGUCAACGCCCUCCUCCCCGCUCUGCUGAGCGGAAACACCGUCAUCCUCCGUCCCUCCCCACAGACGCCCAUCUUCGGCGAACGGCUGGCCUCCUAUUUUGUGCAGGCCGGUCUGCCCGACCACGUGCUACAGGUCAUUCACUGCGGCUCCGCCGACGUGCUCGACGAGAUCGCCCAACUCCCCCAGAUCAAGCUCAUCUCCUUCGUCGGCUCGACGCUGGGGGGCCUGCGCAUCCGCGAGGCCACCGCUCGCCGUCUGGUGCCGGUGAACCUCGAGCUGGGCGGCAACGACCCGGCGUACGUGCGGCCGGACGCCGACCUGGCCUCCGUGGCUGCCAACAUUGUGGAUGGUGCGGUGUUCAACUCCGGCCAGAGCUGCUGCGCCAUCGAGCGGGUGUACGUGCACGCGGACGUGCACGAUGCGUUUGUGGAGGAGGUGAAGAAGGAAUUGGCUGGCUACAAAGUCGGCGACCCCCAUGACCAGUCCACGACCACCGGCCCCGUUAUCUCCAGCCUUGCCGUCCAGAACAUCCAGUCGCACAUCGCGGAUGCGUUGUCCAAGGGUGCGGUGGACGUCACGCCGGCGAACCCCACCUUCCAGAACCUCCCCUCCGAGGGCAAUUACCUGGCGCCGACGGUGUUGAUCAACGCCACGCACGACAUGCAGGUCAUGAAGCACGAGACGUUCGGCCCGGUCCUCCCUAUCAUGAAGGUGUCUUCGGAUGAGGAAGCGGUCGACCUCAUGAAUGAUAGUGACUACGGUCUGACGGCGAGCAUCUGGACCAAAGACAUCAAGAGGGGCGAGGAGUUGAUUGAUGAUGUCGAGGCGGGCACGGUGUAUUUGAACCGUUGCGAUUAUCCUAGUCCGGAUCUCGCGUGGAUUGGGUGGAAGAAUUCGGGCCUGGGGUUCACGCUGGGUCCCAAGGCUUAUGAUGGGUUCUACAAGUUGAAGAGUUUUCAUAUUAAGGAGGAGUAGAGUUGAGGGGAAAGGACGAGGUGGGCGGAGUCGACGGCUAUCGAAUUCAUCAGCGUUUUUUAUGUCUAAAUUUCAACCCAUAAAUCGCAUAACAUACGCUCGUGUCCAAGAGGGGGAGAGGGGGGAAAGCAGGCCCAGAACGGCUUCCUCCUAGAUUUUCCAUUAGCGAUUAUCCAAUCUGAACAAACGCGCAUCAUGGUAUGUAGCAUGCCGAAAAGUCGAAGUACUCGACGCGCCUAUUGUGACCAGAUGGUAGCACUGAACCAAACUGUGGAGCUACUCUGAAAGCCAUGAAGUUCUCGCCAUCAUGAGUGCAAUGAUUGGUCAGGGCUCGAUUAGUACUAAGACACAGAAGAGUCUUCAAGAAUAAUACAGGGUCGAGGUUCGAGUACAUAUCCAAAAUACAAUGGAAGAUCAAUUUAGAAA
Messenger RNA from Aspergillus uvarum CBS 121591, 1923 nucleotides. RefSeq names its product aldehyde dehydrogenase family protein. The record is from RefSeq and is a predicted model, not a curated record. The transcript is spliced from 4 exons. The coding region runs from base 103 to 1497 and encodes 464 amino acids. NCBI's taxonomy places the organism in Eukaryota, Fungi, Ascomycota, Eurotiomycetes, Eurotiales, Aspergillaceae. Gene Ontology annotation, molecular function: aldehyde dehydrogenase (NAD+) activity.